UUCCUUCUGCCUGCGUCUCCCCAGCACAAGCCAGGCGCUCUCCUCCUCCUCGCAGGAGCUCCAGGUGCGUCACUUGGGCAGAAACUUUCCUGCCUUCCACCUCCCUUCCUUGCUGAGACAACGACCGGGCAAGACCCACCUGCUUGGGAGGGACAGGAGCUGGAGGAAGGAGUGAGCAGUGAAGCCCUGUUUAGACAAUGGAAACAGGGAGUGCAGCAAGGACAAAUGGGACCGCUGGGAAGCCAGAGGAUGUGAAGAGCCCGUCGGCCCCGAAAAAAGAAGAAGAAGCGAAGAAGACCACGAGCCCUGGUGGAGGUGAGAAGGAAGCUCUGAAGGGCACUGGUGGUGGUUCUUUGGAGACAGGGCAAAUCAAGAACUCCCUCUUCUCUGGGAGUGACUGGAAGAGGCCCAUUAUUCAGUUUGUGGAGUCGUCUGAUGAGAAGAGAUCGACCUACUUCAGCAUGGAUUCAGCAGAUUCAAAGAAGAUGCAAUAUAGCAGCGGACAGAUAGGAGACAUGAGGAGACCAGCCCUCUCCUUUGCAGAGAAAGGCGAUCUCAGGAAGUCCCUCUUCUCCUUAGAUUCCAAAAAGAGCUUCCUGCCUAGUGAGGGGGAAGGGAGGAAGUCAUUGUUCUCUGCGGGGCAGAUAGGGGACCUGAAGAAAACUUCCCUUCCUCUGGUGGAGACGGGGGACCUGAGAAGAUCCACCUUCAACAAGCCUGACAGAGCAGCUGGGUCACGGCCCAGGGUGAAGCUUGAGGAUGUUCUGUGUGAUUCCUGCAUUGAUAACAAGCAAAAAGCUGUCAAGUCCUGCUUGGUGUGUCAGGCUUCCUUCUGUGAGUUGCACCUCAAGCCCCAUCUGGAGGGAGCAGCUUUCCGAGAUCACCAGCUUCUGGACCCCAUAAGGGACUUUGAAGCAAGAAAAUGCCCUGUGCAUGGGAAGACCAUGGAGCUGUUCUGUCAGACAGACCAGAUGUGCAUCUGCUACCUCUGCAUGUUCCAGGAGCACAAGAACCACAGCACAGUGACAGUGGAGAUUGAGAAGGCAGGGAAAGAGGCUGAGCUCUCGCUGCAGAAAGAGCAACUGCAGCUGAAGAUCAUUGAGGUAGAAGAUGAAAUGGACAAGUGGCAGAAGGAGAGGGACCGUAUCAAGAACUACACCACCAAUGAGAAAGCCACAGUGGACCAGCAUUUCAAGGAGCUGAUCCGUGACUUGGAGAGGCAGAGGGAUGAAGUGAAGGCUGCCCUGGACCAGAGGGAAAAGAUUGCAUCAGAGAACGUGAAAGAAAUCGUGGAUGAGCUGGAAGAGAGGGCAAAGCUUCUGAGGGAGGACAAGGAGAACAGGGAGCAGAUCCACCAGAUCAGUGACUCUGUGCUCUUCCUGCAGGAGUUUGGGGCUCUGAUGAGGAAUUAUGUCCCACCUCCAUCUCUCCCAACAUACAGUGUGCUGCUUGAAGGGGAGAGCAUGAGCCCAUCCAUGGGACUCCUCAGGGAUGACCUCCUAAACGUCUGCAUGAGGCAUGUGGAGAAGAUCUGCAAGGCAGACCUGGGCCGCAACUUCAUAGAGAGGAACCACAUCGAGAAUGGUGACCACCGGUACAUGAUGAACAACUAUGAGUGGAAUCAGCCUGACAACUUGAAGAGAUUUUCCAUGUUCCUGUCUCCCAAAGCCAAUUUCAACCCACGAUCAUGGGAAUUUUCCUCCUUCCAAGCAACUGAGGAAACACUUGUAGGCAAUGGUACUAAGCUGCCUUUUCAGUUCUCCUCGGUGGGACAGAAUCCUCCUGGUGACUUCAGCAAACAGUCUGAUGGGAGCCUCUUCACUAAGACCGCUUAUCCUUCAAUAGUGAGACAUCAGUCUGCAAAGGUGACGCCACAGACAUGGAAAUCCACUAAGCAGUCUGUAUUGUCACAUUACCGCCCCUUUUACGUCAACAAAGGCAAUGGAGCCACUUCCAACGAGGCACCUUGAGGCCUGAAGAUUUAGGGAAGAGCUGGCAGCACUUGGAGUGAAGACUCAGCUGCGGAUUUUCAUGGAUGUACCUGCUACUAUAUUAA
This is a messenger RNA of Dryobates pubescens (Downy woodpecker), 2056 nucleotides long. RefSeq names its product tripartite motif containing 29 (gene TRIM29). The record is from RefSeq and is a predicted model, not a curated record. Gene Ontology annotation, molecular function: zinc ion binding. Bases 198 to 1970 code for a protein of 590 amino acids. The transcript has 9 exons. NCBI's taxonomy places the organism in Eukaryota, Metazoa, Chordata, Aves, Piciformes, Picidae.